This is a messenger RNA of Entamoeba histolytica HM-1:IMSS, 360 nucleotides long. RefSeq lists its product as uncharacterized. The annotation marks the transcript as partial. The transcript has a single exon. The record is from RefSeq and is a predicted model, not a curated record. NCBI's taxonomy places the organism in Eukaryota, Evosea, Mastigamoebida, Endamoebidae.
AAUACAAGUACUGAUCAUAAAAUGUAUAUCUUUCAAUUUAUGUUUAUGAUAAAUACUGAUACAGAUCCACCAAAGAAAACAAAAAUUUACUUUAAUUCAAAUAGAAUUGAUUCAGGAAAUUCAUCUACUAUUAAAAAAUUAGAAGAUUAUGGUGAAUAUUAUAGUAAUGGAUAUAUGAUAUUCACUACUAAAGAAUAUGUUAGUACUGUUGGAGUAUAUAUAUUAAAUUAUAUUGAUGGAACACUUACAUAUAAAAAUGCAGUAGAUAUAGUUCAAUCAUCACCAAAUCAAAGUUUUAUUUAUUAUAUUGAUUCGAAAACACCAUUUGAUGUUUGGAAUGAUGAAGAAAUAAAGAGAUGA